Messenger RNA from Gryllus bimaculatus (two-spotted cricket), 5175 nucleotides. Lineage: Eukaryota; Metazoa; Arthropoda; Insecta; Orthoptera; Gryllidae. The record is from the annotation of a GenBank genome assembly.
AAAUCUCGGUGAUCUCAAUUGCGGAUGCAGUGCAGACAUUGUCGACGUAGCGCGCAGGAUUGCACUUGUAGUCCCCGCUCCGAGCGGCACAGGCGCUGUAGCACCCUGGGAAAGGGGGCGAAGGAUACGGAAGGAUGUGAAGUGACAGAACAGAAUAUUGGUAGUAGCACACGGGCAGUGCAACACUGUGGGAACGGAAGCAGCUGUUAUGCUUCCUCCGGUACAUUUGUCUCCGUUGAUGAUUCGUGUAAAUUAUUCACAUAUUCGAAUAUUUAAAUUAGGUAGUUCGUUGGUUUGUUUGUGGAAGCAUUUUGUUACAUCUAUGUCGUGAAUGUCAUUUACUUGGUUCGAUUUCGUUGUGUCGUGGUAAUUGUAUUAAGUUAGUCAUAUAAUAUAAUUUUUCGUUGACAUUUCAUACUUCAAAUUAAUAUACGAUAUGUCCGAGUACUUUAAUAAGGCAGUUGUCACUUCUGUUCUGAUGAUCGUUCUGCAACCUCGUAAAUGAGACGUGACUGUGAUCACAUUUUAUGAAGUAGGAAUGCAAAAUGCCAGGAGAACACUUGAAACCGCUCUAUAAGGGCAAAUGCCUAGAAGAUUUAAAACAAUUUUUCGAAAUUACGAUUGAAACUGAUCCCAAAAGGUCUGCUCCAAAGUUAUUUAGAGCUGCGGAAGAACAACGCCUGAAAGGAGAUGAAGAACUUAGUUACAUAUAUUAUAUGAAAUUUCUGUCAAUUGUCCAGCGAUUUAAACAGUAUAAAAAUAGUAAUAGAAAAGAAAUACUAGAUUCAGGGGAAGUUAAAAAACAACAUGUUACUGAAGCACUAGAUUUUGCAGAAAAAUUGUCCAGCAGUUUGGAAGAUAGGUAUGCAGAACUUAAGAAAAGAGAAACUGAAGCAUACCUUGCUAAAAAAUUGAAAGAGAGUGUUGUUGCUGAAAAAGUGACAAAUGUGCAAGUAAUACCUCAGCCAAUUCAAAAGUCAAAUGGAUUUGCAGAUGUAUCAAAAGAAUUUAUGUCGUGUGCGAAAUUGUAUAACCUUUUGGAUGAAAAAAGAAAAUUGCUUAUAAUGGACGUUAGGUCAGUAAGUUCCUACAAUGAUUCCCAUCUGAAAGCAGAAUGUGUAAUAAAUGUUCCUGACAAUGUUGUGGAGGCAGGAAUGACAUCUUCAAGAUUGGAAAAAGUGUUACCGGCAGCUUCAAAGAUACUGUGGUCUAUGCGUGGGGUAGUAGAUUUAGUGGUUCUAAUUGACUGGUCAACCUCGGUUAAUACUCAGAAAUCAGAUUUAGCCAUAUUUAUUGUGAGAGAUAUUCUUGUGAAGUGGGAUUCUGACGUAAUUUAUAAGAAUUGCCCCCUGAUUCUUGAAGGAGGAUACGAAGAAUGGUUGUUAAGAUAUCCUGUUUGUACUACAAAUCCUUCCCCCAAAAUUAUUCCAAAUGUGCCAAGUUAUUCUUCAAGUGAUUUUUUGGAUGACAUAGAAUAUCCUAAUUUCUUAGAAGGUUCAGAUCAACCAACUAUUGAUCGAUCUUCGAAACCUUCCUUCAAUCACUCUUAUCCUAUGAAACCUUCUAUAUCUGCAAGUACUUUCUCCAAGCCUGUUGCCCCCAAAUCUCCAAAGCUGCUUCCAUCCACUCCAUUCACAAACAUCCCUUCAAAACCAGUGGCACCCAACAAAGGUCUAACUCCUGGUCCUACGGAUUCUCGGCCCAGCGUAGACCGAAAGUCUAAAGCUGCAGCUUUGCUAACAUAUGAAGAGCGAAGUCGGAAUGUUCAAGCACUGUUACGACAGGAGGAAGAAGUAGUGGCAACAACUCUGGAGAUGGAAGAAGACAAGCUGAGGAAGGAAGAGGAAAGGGAGAAGAUACGUCUCCGUAGGGAAAUGGAGGCGGAGGAGGAGAUGCGAGCAUUUCUGCAGGAGAGGGAGGAGCAGUUGCUGAGAGACAUCCAGAACCUUGAAAAGUUGCAGCAGGAGAAGGAUAAGGAAAAUCAGGCAUUAAGGGAAGAAUUAGCGGAAUAUAAAAAGAAAGAGCAAGAAGAAAGUUUGCCUAGAGAAUAUUCUGUCUACAAGGAACAAGAAGAAGCAAUUGCUGCAAGAAUACGGAACUCUGAAGAAAAGCGGAAAAAGCUAGUGCAAGACCGAGAAAGUAAAAAGGUGCGGGAGGAAUACUAUAGUCAAAAGAAAAAACUAUCAAUGGAUGAAGCUUUGAAUCCCAGUCCAAUCAAAUUGACCUAUGAGGAAAGGGAAGCACAAGCACUUGCAAAACUUCAGCAAGAUCGUCUGCACAGGGAGAAGCAAAAGCAGGGAAAAGUAGAUGACAUGGCUAAAGAGAGAGGUCAUCAAGAUACUGAAGAUUUCCAUAGCAACAGAUCCCCUGUGCCAAGCAAAAGCCCUCUUGAAGUGAACAGAGAUCUCAAAAAGUCAAUGGAGACCAGAAAUGAACAACCUACCAACUUCAAAAAUAAAAUGAAUGGAACAUACACAGCUCCUCUGAAAGACACUCCAUCGGGUAUGAUGAAACGUUCUCGAUCUUCUCCUAAUAUUGCUCAGCUGAAUGAUGAAGAUCUGAAUGGAAGAGGAAAACCAAUGAAAACAAAUUUUGCAUCAGACAUCCGAGCCAGUAGGCAGCGUAACUUCAGCCCAGUGUAUGGUGAUUUGGGUCGAGGUUUAACUGGGUUGAAAAAUUUGGGUAAUACCUGCUACAUGAACUCGAUAAUUCAGUGCCUCAGUAACACAACUCCUCUUGCCAAAUAUUUUGUGAGUGGCCAAUAUCGAAAUGACAUUAAUCGGCAUAAUGAGACCCGAGGAGAAAUUGCAGAAGAGGUGGCUGCUGUUGUUCGUGCACUAUGGAGCAGCAGUUACAAAUGCAUAGCAACAAGGGAUCUACGUAGUGUAGUGGGGAGACAUCGAGAUCAGUUUCAAACAAACCAGCAACAAGACUCCAAUGAAUUUCUCACCAUUCUCAUGGAUUGGCUUCAUGAAGAUCUCAAGAAGCCAUCCGUAAAAUCAAUAGGAGAUGUGGGAAGAGACCAAGAUGACUGGGAGAAGCAAUGGGAUGAAUUCUACAAAGAAAACACUUCCUUAAUUGUGCUUCUUUUCUAUGGACAGCAGAAAUCUACUGUUCGGUGUCUGAAGUGUUUCAAAGAAUCUGUGAAAUAUGAAACCUUUUCCAAUCUCACCUUACCUCUGCCAAGCAAUAUCAACUCCUGCACACUGGAAGAGUGUGUGCAGUUGUAUGUACGAGGAGAGCAUAUUACUGGUUGGAAAUGUCCAGCUUGCAAGGAACAACGUGAUGCCAUGAAAAAAUUUGAUAUUAUUAAAUUACCUCCCAUUCUGGUAAUACAUUUUAAAAGGUUUUAUAUUGAUGGAUGGUGCCGGAAAAGACAGACUUUUGUUCAGUUUCCUUUAGUCAAUUUGGACAUGAAAAAGCACACCCUUCUUCCAGAUCAGAAAUACAUAAAGUACAAUUUAUAUGGUGUUUCUAAUCAUUAUGGUACAAUGGAAGGUGGCCAUUACACAGCCUACUGCAAAAGUGUGGAGCACAAAAAGUGGUAUAAGUUUGAUGACAACGAGGUAAGUGAAAUUUCACCUGGAGAAGUGCAGUCCGGUGCUGCAUACAUCCUCUUCUAUGCUUCGAUCAAUUUUAAUGUCCCUGAUGUUAGUUGAAUACUUAAAUGUGAAUGCUAUUAUAGCACAAUGUACUUGUAAUAUUAGUACAAAACCAAUUGUUUUAUUGUUGGAUUUCCCUUUAAACUUGGUAGACUGCUAUGCAAUUGGGCUGAAGAAUCCCAAAUAAUAACCUUGUUUGUUAAAGGGUGAAUGUUCCAACUAAGAUUUUGACUUGAUUUGUUCAGCAUUCAUGGUAAUGCAUUUAAUAUAGUUUUUAUUGAAGCUAUAACUGUAUUGUUUGCUCAGAACUGUGUUGUAAGUUAUGUUUGUUCAUUUCUUACUUCAAUUCACUACCACAACUAUGUGUUGACUCAUUUAACUGAAUCUAGGAUAAUAUUGAUUUAACACAAUAUGAAGAUUUUCAGUUUAAUCUUUGAUAUAUAUCUACAUAAUAUGUAGUAAAAGGAUAUUAUUAUACUUAAUCAGCAAGGCAGUGAUGUGGUAUCACUUGCUAGAAGAAUCUAUUUUAUGUUUCAAUGAAAUAUGACUCAGGCAUAUUUGCGCUGUAAAAGAAUUUGAGUAUAGCUCGUCUUAGUACUUGAUUUGCAACAGUAAACAUUUCUUAGCUGCUCAUUAAAAUGUUACAAGAAAUGUAUUUAACUUACUGUAGUGUCUCUGACAUUAGCCUUGUAAAUAUAAUAUUGUGGAGUGAGCAUACAGUACUGAUACAUUGUGAAAGUGGUUUGUUGUGAAUUGGUUAUAUACAUUCCACUUGGGACUGAAUUUGUAUUAAUGUAUAUAUGUAUGUGUAACAGAAAAUAAUGUCUUCAAAAAGUUUGUGAGGUUUAUAAUGUGUGAAUAUUGUACAGAGACAUCAUGUCAUAUUUUCUUAUGAGUGUUCAUAAAUAUACAAAAGAAUAUAUGCAAAAUGAACAAUAUUUAAUAUAUAUGAAAUAUAGAUAUAUAUUUGGGCUUCUUUGAGUAUUGUGAUUUUGUUUUUCUUUAAUCUAAAAGAUAAUAUUGCCUUUUCUGGUGGCCACGAAUGUUAGCACGGUACCAAAAAAUAAGUAUUCAUUAUCUUAAUGGAUGCGCAUGUGCAGUAUUCCUCUUGUAUUAAGCAAAUCACUUGGCAGCCAAGAAGGAGGUUUGUAGUCACUUUGUCACUGACUCAUGUUACAAGCAGAAGCUGUGAUUUGGGUUAAUAGCAUACUUCUCCUUAACAUAAUUUAUUCAAUUAGUCUGUUGUACUCCUUACAGCAGUGUCAACAUUCAGCUUAAACUACUCCACUUAUGUUACAUCCUCUCUGUAUGUAGUAUCUCAGACUGUAUAAAGACUUCAAAUAUAAAAUUGUGUUUUAUUUUUUAAAGAAUCAUUUAAAUAUAAAUAUUAAUCUUCUUACACAACUACACUCUCAUGCUAAGAAAAUAAGAAAUAUAUUCAGGCAUGGCUAGAUAAAUGGACAAGAGUGACACUCUAUAAUAGGCAAUAAAUUUUUAAAUUAAUUAAAAAAUGUUAAGUGAGAAUACAUUUUUGUUUGUUUGUUUGUUUUUGUUUUUAUUCAAAAAUAUUUAU